Molecule: messenger RNA, 2440 nt
Organism: Cherax quadricarinatus
Lineage: Eukaryota; Metazoa; Arthropoda; Malacostraca; Decapoda; Parastacidae
Source: RefSeq, a predicted model, not a curated record
AGCAAGAAUAGUACAUGGAAGCAAAAUAAUGAAUCGCCAAACCACAUGGACACCUAACAGUUGUACAGCUCAGGGCAGCAUGAGUGUAGAGCAGGUCGGUUCUGCCUCCACCUGGACACUCAACAGUUGCACAGUUCAGGGCAGCACAGGUGUAGAGCAGGUCGCUUCUGCCUCCACCUGGACACCCAACAGUUACACAACUCAGGGCAGCACGGGUGUAAAGCAGGUCACUUCUGCCUCCACCUGGAUACCCAACAGUUGCACAGCCCAGGGCAGCACGGGUGUAGAGCGGGUUGCUUCUGCCUCUCACAGCCCAGGGCAGCAUGGGUGUAGAGCAGGUCACUUUUGCCUCUCACAACUACUGGACUACUGUGACAUGGUCUUGGAUGCACUGGAGGACAAUCAAAAUGGAGAUGUAGUAUGCACAGACUUUGCAAAAGCCUUUGAUAAGUGCAAUCAUGGUGUAAUAGCACACAAAAUGUAUGAUAAAAGAAUAACAGGAAAAUUGGGUAGAUGGAUCUAUUACUUCCUAACAGGUAGAACACAAAGAGUAAUAUUAACCAGAUUAAAGUCAGUGGUGCCUACAGUGAAAAGUGAUCUCUGCAAUCCUUCCAUUUAUAGAAUGGUCACUGAUAUUAGUAGACAUUCUUUAUUUGUUCGCCGCCCCUGUUUACUCCGUCCCUUCUCUAUUCGCCUUCAUUCGCUCUUGUCUUCUCUUCAGUUACCACCUUUCUAUGUUCAUGUAGCAUCUCACUUUUCCCUACCCCCUGGGAAGUUCCAGCUGUUCGAGUCUGUUCUUUCUCUCUCCCUUGCUCGAAAGCCCAACUGUCUAUGGUCGCUUCCCGCUCUCUUUUUCUUGACCACUUCCACUCUCAUUCUCAUGCCAUUGCUGUGUACACAGAUGGCUCUAAGUCUUCUGACGGCGUAGGAUUUGCAGCAGUGUUUCUGGACAGCGUCGUACAUGGGCAUUUACUAUCUUCGGCUAGUAUUUUUACUGCUGAAUUGUAUGCCAUCCUUGCAGCACUUAUCCGUAUUGCAUCUAUGCCUGUGUCAUCAUUUGUGGUUGUCUCAGACUCCCUUAGUGCUUUACAGGCUAUACAGAAAUUUGAUACACCUCACCCCUUAGUCCUCCAUAUCCAACUUUGGCUACACCGCAUCUUUACCAAGCAUAAAGAUAUUGUUUUUUGUUGGGUCCCUGGUCAUGUUGACGUACAGGGCAAUGAACAGGCAGAUACUGCUGCGCGGUCAGCAGUACAUGACCUACCAAUUUCAUAUAGAGGUAUUCCAUUUACGGACUAUUUUGCUGCAAUAUCUUCCCACCUUCACACCCGUUGGCAACAACGUUGGUCUACUAUGCUCGGCAACGAACUUCAAUCUAUUAAACCGAGUAUAGGUUGCUUGCUGUCUUCUUAUCACCAGUGUCGAGGUUGGGAGACUACUCUCUCCCGUCUUCGCAUUGGCCAUACUCGUCUUACUCAUGGGUAUCUCAUGGAGAGAGGCGCCCUGCUCCUCUCUGUGAGAAUUGCCAAGCUCCAUUAUCAGUCAGCCACAUUCUGUUGGACUGCCCACUUUAUCAACGAGCACGCAGAAUUUACCUCCGUCGUUGCCUUCGCUCCGCUGCUCUCUCUUUACCUUCCCUUCUCGCUGAUGGACCCACCUUUCAUCCAGACUCUCUCAUUGACUUUUUGACAACAACUGACUUACUUCACAAAUUCUGAUACCUUCAGCCCUUUCUACUUCAAUCUCUUGCUACCCUCUACCCCCGUAUUAUCCCCUGCCCCGCUGUUUACUGUAACCUACUGAUCAUCCCUCCUCCCUUCUGCCACCCAAUACCCUCGCUUCCUUCCCUACCCUGCAGCGCUUUAUAGCCCUUGUGGCUUAGCGCUUCUUUUUUAUUAUAAUAAUAAUACAGUGAAAAGCUCUAUUCCACAAGAUACAGUACUCGCUCUCAGCCUCUUCCUCUUCCUCAUAUCUGACAUAGACAGAGAUGUAAGCCACAACACCAUGUCUUCCUUUGCUGACAAUGCCAGAAUUUGCAUGACAGUGUCAUUCAUUAAGGACACUGCAAAUCCCCAAGCAGGCAUUAAUAGUCUUUAAAUGGGUAUCAGAAAACAAUAUGAAGUGCAAUGAGGACAAAUUUCAAUUACUCUGCUAUGGAAAACUUUUUUAUUAUUAUUAUCACACCGGCCGAUUCCCACCAAGGCAGGGUGGCCCGAAAAAGAAAAACUUUCACCAUCAUUCACUCCAUCACUGUCUUGCCAGAAGGGUGCUUUACACUACAGUUUUUAAACUGCAACAUUAACACCCCUCCUUCAGAGUGCAGGCACUGUACUUCCCAUCUCCAGGACUCAAGUCCGGCCUGCCGGUUUCCCUGAAUCCCUUCAUAAAUGUUACUUUGCUCACACUCCAACAGCACGUCAAGUAUUAAAAACCAUUUGUC